AUGGAAGAAGACAAUACUGGCAGCCAUAUUAGGCGAUCAACCAGACAACAGCUUAAACAGCAACAACGUCAACAACUAGAGCUACAACAACAACAAUUAGCAGAAGAGGAAGAAGAAGAGGAACAACAAAUACAGUUGCAACAACAGAAACAGAAGCAAUUGGAUCAAAAUCAACGUACCACAAAAAAUCAAGAAACACCGGAAUACCAUGACUUGAAAGAGGAAGAUUUUGAGCGACUCAUGGAAGAGAUGCAAAUCGAUAAGAAUGAUGAUGGUGAUGAUGGGUCCUCUGACGAGUAUAUUUUUUCAGACGAAUCGGAUGAUUAUGACGAUUACGAUAAUAUUAAUAACAACAAUAAUGGAAAUAAUAAAAUUGGUGGGCCAAUAUUGAGUGAUGAACCAGAAGAAGAUGAUUAUGAUGAAGAUUAUAAUUUUAAAGAUGCAUUGAAAGGUGCUAGUAACUUUAGAGUUAGAAAUCGAAGAGAAAAGAUCAGUAAAAAUUCUAGAUCCUAUUAUAAACGGAAAAUGAUGAGAGCAGAUAAUCGAGAGUUGGACCCAGAAGUACGACUGAAUUUAUCACAAGCUAAUGAAGCGUUUGUUCGUAAAGAUUUGCAAGUAGCCCAACAAUUAUAUCUCGAAGUUAUUAAGAAGGAUCCCAAAAAUUUUAGUGCUUACAAGGCUUUGGGGGAGAUAUCUAAAGCACAAGGGCAACUUAAUGAAUGUUGUAAUUAUUGGUUAUUGGCAGCUAAUAUCCAUCCUUGGGACACAGAAUUUUGGGGUCAAGUUGCCCAAUUGUCAGCGGAAUUAGGUCAUAUUGAUCAAGCUGUUUAUUGUUAUGGACGUGCAAUUACCCCUGAUAUAGCAAAAAGUUGUGAAUUUAUAUUACAACGUGCCAUCCUUUAUCAAGAACGGAAACAAUAUGGUAAAGCAUUAGAUGGAUUCCAAAAAGUGCGACAAUUAUACCCUAAAGAUUCUAAUAUUAUAAAGUAUUUAGCAUCAGUUUAUCUGGAACAAAAAAGAUUGAAUGACGCAAUUAAUUUAUAUAUGAAAGUUCUCGAUAGUAACAUUCAUCCAGAACGAGAAUCCAAUGAGUUAUAUCCUAAAUUUGAUUGGGCCGAACUAAAUAUUUUAUUGGAAUUACAUCUACAAAAUCAUUCAUGGAGAAUGGGAUUGAAUGUAUUGAAAUUAGCAUCAAGAUGGAUUCAAAAUAGAAGUCAAGAGACUUGGUGGGACGAGAAUGAAGAUUUGGAAUUUGAUUCGCGCCAAAGAUUCGAAGUGAUUCUGACGUUAUCAUCUCAAGAUCAAAUAGAUUUAGCCGAGAACAAACCGUUUGACCUACCGAUUGAUAUUCGAUUCAAAUUGGGUUGUUUAAGACUUGGUUUACAACAAAAAGAUGUAGCUGUUCAACAUUUUGAUUAUUUAUUGGAAGAACAAGAUGUUUCUGAUUUACAUUUUGAAGCCGGGAAAUUACUUGAAGAACAUGGUCAUUAUGAAGAUGCAUUGAAAUUCUUACUGAAAGCCAGUGAAGAUGAAGAAUUUACUAUCAGUUUGGAACUUGUUCAAUUAUUAGCUAAAUGUUAUUUUGAAGUUGGAGACUAUCAUGAAUCAAAGCAAGCUUACGAAACUUUAUUACAACAUGAUCCAGAUAAUUUAGAUUUUAAAUUAUCGUUAGCUGAAAAUUUGUAUUAUUUGGGAGAUAGUGCUGGUGCACAAAGUUUGAUUCGUCAAGUUCGACAAUCCAAACCUAAAGUACAUCAUAAGAAUGGGGCGUCAAUUGAAGAAGAAGAAGAAGAAGAGGAGGAGGAAGAAGAUUUGAAUUUGGAUACCGCACAAUCGGGAAACAUACGAUCCUUGAUUCCAAAUGAAUUCAAAGUCCAUGGCAAGAGAAAACUUACUGAACAAGAGAAGGAAGAAAUUGAAAAUAAUGCUAAACGGAAAGUUUUGGAAAAAUUUGGACGUAUGGAAAGAUUACAAGAAUCAAUAGAUUCUGGUGAUAGAAUUGCCAUUGGGGCUUGGUUACAAUUGGCAUCACAAUUGAUUGAAAUCUUCACUAAUGUGAAAAGUUUCUUCCCUCGAGACAAAAAUAGAACGUUUAAUGGUAUAGUGAGAUAUCGUAGACGCAAAGAUAUGGGACUCGAUGAAAAAUUGGCUCGAGCCUAUAAUUUAUUAGAAGGAAUAGUACAAGAUGAACAUUAUACUCGACAUACAUUGACUAAUAAAACUGAAUAUCGUGGACUUAGUUAUGAUCAAUGGUUUGAUAUUUUUGCCCAAUAUGCAGUAUUGAUAUCUCGGUAUGAGAAUAAUAUUGAUUAUGCUGAUGAAAUUGUCGAUAUUGCCCUAGCAGUAAAUGUUUUUAUUCAGGAUAAGCGUAAGGAAACGAUAUUAAGAGCAUUGAAAUUAGCAUUUGGUGUUAGACGUAAUCGUGUUGUUGAUUCACUAUUCAUAUAUCUUCGACAUUUUUUAAACUUGAACCAAUUUUCUCCGUUUAUAUAUAAAUUAUUUAUGUGUUGUUAUGGUUCAGGAAUUGAAUAUUGGGAACAAUUUGCCAGUUAUAAUCAUCAAAAAUAUUUUUUACGUCAAUUGAAAAGUUAUGAUUCUUGCUAUACGGGGAAAAAUGUUUCAGGAAUGGCACAUAUAACUACCGAUCUUAGUGGAUUUAAAUUGGGACCUCAUCAUCUUGAUCUCAUUUAUGUGUAUGGGAAUCUACUUGGAGGUAAUAAAAGUUAUGUUUCUUCACUUUUUUAUUUAAAUCGAGCUUAUAAACAAUAUAAUCAAGAUCCAAUGUUAUGUUUAAUUUUGGGUUUAGGUCAUCUUCAUCGAUCAAUGCAAAGAUUAAGUGCAAAUAGACAUAUUCAAUUGCUUCAAGGGAUAAGUUAUAUUUUAGAAUAUAAAAAACUUCGUCAAUUGAAUGCCACGAUUUAUGAAUUACAAGAAAUUGAAUAUAAUUUGGGUCGGCUUUUCCAUACUCUUGGAUUAUUUACACUUGCAGUACGACAUUACGAACAAGUUUUGGCUAUGAAAGAUGAUAUUGUAAACAGUAGUAAAGACAAUAAUGAUAAUUAUGAGUAUGAUAUGUCUUGGGAAGCUGCUUAUAAUUUGUCUUUAAUUUAUAACAUUGACGGUAAUCCAAAAUUGGCUAAGGAAAUAAUUGACAAGUAUUUAACAAUUGUAUAA
Candida albicans SC5314 is the source of this 3174-nucleotide messenger RNA. RefSeq names its product transcription factor TFIIIC subunit (gene TFC4). Lineage: Eukaryota; Fungi; Ascomycota; Pichiomycetes; Serinales; Debaryomycetaceae. Gene Ontology annotation, cellular component: transcription factor TFIIIC complex. The transcript has a single exon. Gene Ontology annotation, biological process: transcription by RNA polymerase III. Gene Ontology annotation, molecular function: protein binding. Bases 1 to 3174 code for a protein of 1057 amino acids. The record is from RefSeq and is a predicted model, not a curated record.